Cygnus olor (mute swan) is the source of this 1737-nucleotide messenger RNA. Its product is annotated as gastric triacylglycerol lipase-like. The transcript has 7 exons. The record is from RefSeq and is a predicted model, not a curated record. Bases 1 to 978 code for a protein of 325 amino acids. Gene Ontology annotation, biological process: lipid metabolic process. NCBI's taxonomy places the organism in Eukaryota, Metazoa, Chordata, Aves, Anseriformes, Anatidae.
AUGUGGCUGGCUCUAGCUCUGAUGUCCUUGGUCCAUGGGAUGGUAUCUGGGCAGCAGCUCUUUGAUUUUCUAUUUUCUAAGAAUCCAGAAGCACGUAUGAACAUUAGUGAAAUGGUCUCCUUCUGGGGAUACCCCAGUGAGGAGUAUGAUGUGGUGACUGAAGAUGGAUAUAUCCUUCAGAUUAACAGAAUUCCUUAUGGGAGAGGAAAUGCUGGAAACAAAGGUCCAAGGCCUGUUGUAUUUCUGCAGCAUGGUUUAUUUGCAGAAGGCAGGAUGUGGGUUACCAAUUUGCCUAACAACAGUCUGGGCUUCAUUCUUGCGGAUGCUGGCUAUGAUGUUUGGAUAGGAAACAGCAGAGGGAACACUUGGUCCAAGCGACAUCAGGUCCUCUCUCCCAAACGAAAGGAAUUCUGGGCUUUCAGCUUUGAUGAAAUGGCUAAACAUGACCUCCCAGCAAUUAUAAACAUUAUUGAACAGAAAACAGGACAAAAGCAGUUAUAUUACAUUGGUCAUUCACAAGGCACCACUAUAGCUUUCAUAGCCUUUUCCACUAUACCUCACCUGGCUCAGAAAAUUAAAAUGCACUUUGCUUUAGCACCUGUGGCCACAGUCGCAUUUAUUCAAAGUCCAUUUAAAAAGCUAGCAUUCUUUUCUGACUAUGGUCUCAAGAGCCGAAUAGAUGUGUAUGCAGCACACGCCCCAGCGGGAACAUCAGUACAAAAUCUAAUCCACUGGUUGCAGAUUCAGAUGGGUCCACCGCUCUACAAUGUGAAAAACAUGACAGUGCCGACUGCCAUCUGGAGUGGCGGAGCUGACUGCCUGGCUGAUCCUCGCGACGUUGCCCUCCUGCUCCCACAGAUAGCUAACCUAGUUCACUACAGGGCAAUUCCCGAGUGGAACCAUAUGGAUUUCUUACUGGGUCUUGAUGCAACAGAGAUUUUGUAUCACGAAAUAGUCCAUAUGAUGAAGAAUCCAUAAAGCUGCUGUUUUGAGGCUACAGUUUUGACACAUUUUUGCUGAUAUGUCUUGUAAGAUUAACAUUAUGUUUGAAGUAUUUUGAAAUGUUUGACUAUUUGGACCACCUAAAUGUAGUAGACUAAAAUAUUCUGCCUUUAACUAGAGCAGUGAUGGGAGUGAGGAGAGGAGGCUGACUGCUGAGGCCGACAUCCGGGUAGGCACUUCAUUUCCUUUCCUUUCCCUUUCCCUUUCCCUUUCCCUUUCCCUUUCCCUUUCCCUUUCCCUUUCCCUUUCCCUUUCCCUUUCCCUUUCCCUUUCCCUUUCCCUUUCCCUUUCCCUUUCCCUUUCCCUUUCCCUUUCCCUUUCCCUUUCCCUUUCCCUUUCCCUUUUCCCUUUUAUUUUCAUCAGACAUGUUUCAUUCACAAGGUACAGAAAGGUAGAGGAAACAUAAUUAAGGAAUCUGGGGUUUCAGACACUUCUACUUAGUCUAGAGUCACAACUAUGUUUCCUCUGAGACACAAUGAAUCUCAUGUAGCCUUUCCUGUGUGGUAUGCUUUAAAGUGCUUGCAAUUCCCCUAAAAGCACACGGACUUAUGAAACUGGGAAUCUGGACCCCAUCGUAAAUGAAUUUAUUCCUGGCUUCAGCAGGGACAAAAAAUUCAAUAUUGCUGUCUCAGGACUGAUACUGUUACCCCGGACCUUUAAGACUACCAGCAUGGGUCAAAGAGAGCUUACAGGUCUGUGAUGAAAAAAACACUACAUCUCCUGAGAGGCAUCAUG